Dermatophagoides pteronyssinus (European house dust mite) is the source of this 667-nucleotide messenger RNA. RefSeq lists its product as uncharacterized. The record is from RefSeq and is a predicted model, not a curated record. Lineage: Eukaryota; Metazoa; Arthropoda; Arachnida; Sarcoptiformes; Pyroglyphidae.
UCUUGUUUUUUUUAUUAUUAAAAAUCUUUAUCUUCUGUUUGGUGACAGAAAAAAAAUGUCUUCCAAAUUUACUGGUUACAUUUUUGUUGCAUCAAUUUUGUUGAUGCUAAUCAUGAUGUCGAUGGUUGAAGUUCAAGCUCAAGAAACAUUUGAACCGGAUUCGGAACCCGUACAACCACCUCAACCAUCAAAUCGUCGUCGUUAUGAUCGUUUUAAUCAAUGGAUGAAAGUGAUUAAUGAUUUUUUUACCGAAGGAAAUUGGCUAAAUGGUGGUCCAUCGAAUCUAAUCGAAUAUAUAACACGAACAUUGGCCAAAUUAUUGGAUGUAUUGAUGCAUCGUCGUGGUCCACCAGUUACGGCACCAGUUGAUAUACCAUCAUCAUCAUCAUCAUCAUCACCAUCAAAUCCAACAGACGAUUAUGAUGAUACAUUUGAAUAUAAAGUACGUGAUUCAAAUGCUUUACAACGACAACGUCAACCAUCAUUGGAUCGUUAUCGUAAUCAAAAAACAUUGAAUCUAGAAGAUAUAAUUCGUAUGAUACCAACAAAUCAAUUAAAAUUUGAUCGUCGUCGUCGUCGUCGUUAAUUCAAUUGAAUUUAUGCUUUUCAUUUUCUUUAAUUGAGCAUUUUAUUUUCAAAAAAAAUAAGGGUUAAAGUAAAUUUUCAA